AUGUCUUACAAGCAAGACCCAAUCGAGCUCACCAGUCCUUACGCACAACCCAUUUCCGAUCCUUACCAGUAUGAGGGUCUCUCACACCAAAGCCUGCCUUCUCGCGCGCCAUUAGACUCUCUUCACCGUAAGCGAUCUUCCGCUGGCGGUUACAAUCCCAUCCAUGGCGCUGGACCACCCGACCAUGUCCGCUACUCGCAGCAUAUCCCACAGCAGAUCCAGGAAUUCGCCGAAGAUCGAUUUCAGCCAAGGUCAAAGGAACUGGCCCCAGGGCGCAUAGGGAAAUUUGGCGCAGACUUACUGCUUGAGAUUGUGGUUUGCGCCUUCGCUGUGCUUGUCACGGUGCCCUUUUUAUGGCUUGCUGUUGCCAUGUCAAAGUACCAUCAUGAGGGGGUGACGGAAUCGAGGUCGAACUUCAUCAAGCAAUCUACUGCAACCGCUUCAACGUUGUUCACCAUUCUAUUUGCUGCGGUCUUGGGUUCGACUUUGAAGCGACUGGCGACAUGGCGCUUGCAGAAUGGGAUUCGCCUGGGCCUUCUAGAGCAAAUCAUGCAGAGCCGAACGGUUUUCGCUGCCCUUACCACCAUGGUCUCAUUCAGGGCGCUGAAUCUUACAGCUUUCAUCCUGUUCUUCGCUUGGGCGUUUUCUCCCCUCGGGUCCCAGGCAUCCUUGAGGCUGAUCAGCACAGGAACGCUGUUCACAGAAGAUUCUUCUUUGGUUAGCCAUGUUGACACGAUAUCGAACAAUCUUUUCGACUCCGUUUCCGGCGUUUCUUCUCUCCUCACUUCGCUCAAGCCCAGCUAUGUCAGCUGUGUGCUUGGCCCUUCGAGUUUGAAAGCUAGCUCAAUGGAUCUUUAUGGAAAUCCUCGAAUUCCAUGGCUCAGAACUGAUGUUGAAAAGGACGAAAACGGAUGGCAAGAUCUGUCGAAGGUCAACCUUACCGAAGGCUCCUACUCCUCGCUUGUAGGUGUUCGUGUUGCUCCACUAGCCAAUCGCAACUCCAGCUUUGUCAUUGAAACGAGCUAUGUGAACCUAGAUUGCGAGAAACCGAAGAACGGGACUUUAGUCGACAUCUCCUUCAAUGUGACGGCCGGUAUUAAUGGUACCUUCUCGGGGCCAAAUACCACAGUGGGAGCCGUUGAUAGCGGCAUCUAUCCAUCCUGGCAGGUCGCCAUGGACCAGUAUGUAAGCAAUGCUUACUUCUGGGGAUAUCCUGAACUCCUGGCCAACAGCUCGGAUGCCGAUAUCCCACAAGGCACGAUGCUUUGGCAAACACCACACGGACCCUGGGAGUCUCGGUGCAAGAUCAGUCAAGAAUACGUUGAGUCAAAUGUCAGCUGCUAUUCCAUCGCGGAUGUAGAGCUUCCAAACUGCGCUGUAACAUCCCAGCGGGUGUCACCCAAGAGACACGCUCCGUCUACAGUCACAAUCUUCAGUUUUGCGUCAACCUUUAGUUCAAUGUCCAGUGCUUGGAUCUUGGCCACCGAUCCCCUCACGAGUAGCGGCUACUCUUCCUUGAGUGAAUACUAUCUCCAGAAUACAAGUGCUUCAUUCAUCCUGAGCGGCAAUGGAAGAUACUACGCCGAUUAUACCAAUGUCACUGCUGAAGAAUUUUCGCAACGCCUUGGACAGCUUCUUAACAGUUGGGCGCUUGGGAGCCAGAUAUCAGCUGACACCAUGCAAUACUCUUUAGACUACCAAAACACCACGGUUUUCUAUAGAGAAGGACGCCCAGUCUAUAUUUGCUCUUGGGCUUGGUUGGCAGUUUACUGCAUCGGAAUAGCGGUCAUGUUCACCGCCGCCUUGCUCAGUAUUUAUUGUGCUUUCAACACCACCAUACCAGACAUCUUGAGCUACUGUUCAACGCUGACGCGGGACUCGCGAUUCUUUAGUUCUGCAACCGGUGGAAGCACCCUCGACGGACUUGUCAGAGCCAAGAUUCUGCAAGAUGUAGAAAUUAGGCUGGGUGAGGUCGCUGAUCAGUCGGAAAACAGUCUCUCUGGUAGAGAUGGCUUUCAAAAUUCGGUACCUGGAGAUCAGGGGCCAAGGUAUCUCGCCAUUGCACCACCGGAGUAUCUGCGGCCACCGCAGCGUGGUACAAUCUACGCUUGA
Molecule: messenger RNA, 2112 nt
Organism: Exophiala aquamarina CBS 119918
Lineage: Eukaryota; Fungi; Ascomycota; Eurotiomycetes; Chaetothyriales; Herpotrichiellaceae
Exons: 1
Coding region: 1-2112 (703 amino acids)
Source: RefSeq, a predicted model, not a curated record